CUCUCUCUCUCUCGUCAUCAUCCUCUACUCAUUUUCGUUUGCUCCCCCGUCAACAAAUUUACCAGCUCUCUCUACCAUUUUCGAAUUCCUCUUAAUACAAAGUUAGUAUUUUUCUACAAAUUCAUUUCGUUGCUUGGAUCCUAAGAAAAAAAAAGAGAGGAAAGAAAUGAAAAAACCCAAAUUGGCGAAAGUGGAAAAAAUCGACAAGCUUGAUCUGUUCUCUUCACUAUGGAAGCAGAGAUCGGUUCGUGUGAUAAUGGCAAUAGGGUUUCUCUAUCUGCUAUUUGUCUCAGUAGAGAUACCUCUCGUAUUCAAAUCCUGGUCCAGCAGCUCUAUCUCCAUUGAUUCCCUUUCUCGACUCGAGAAGCUCGAGACUGAGCAAGUGCCCCAAGUCGAGACAAUCCCUGAUCCUCCGUUGAAGCCAGUUUCGCACCCGAAUUCAGUCCGUGAACAUCACCGUGGUCUGCUCUCUAGCUUGAGAUUUGAUUCGGAAACUUUCGACCCGAGUAGUAAAGACGGGUCAGUGGAGCUUCACAAGUCUGCCAAGGAAGCUUGGCAGCUAGGUAGAAAGCUAUGGAAGGAGCUUGAAUCAGGAAGGCUUGAGAAACUAGUGGAGAAGCCAGAGAAGAACAAAUCAGAUUCAUGUCCACAUUCCGUUUCCUUAACCGGGUCGGAAUUCAUGAACCGUGAGAACAAACUGAUGGAGCUGCCCUGUGGUUUGACAUUGGGUUCGCAUAUAACCUUAGUGGGACGGCCAAGGAAAAGUCAUCCCAAGGAUGGAGAUUGGUCUAAGUUGGUGUCCCAGUUUUUGAUAGAGCUACAAGGUUUGAAGACCGUUGAGGGAGAGGAUCCUCCUCGGAUUCUGCAUUUCAAUCCCAGGCUUAAGGGAGAUUGGAGCAAAAAACCUGUGAUUGAGCAGAACAGUUGCUAUAGAAUGCAAUGGGGACCUGCACAACGAUGCGAAGGAUGGAAAUCAAGAGCUGAGGAAGAGACUGUUGAUAGUCAUGUGAAGUGUGAGAAGUGGAUCCGUGAUGAUGAUAACUACUCAGAAGGGUCGAGGGCAAGAUGGUGGUUGAAUAGACUUAUAGGAAGGAGAAAAAGGGUUAAAGUAGAAUGGCCGUUUCCUUUUGUAGAAGAGAAGCUGUUUGUUCUUACUCUUAGCGCCGGUUUAGAGGGUUACCAUAUCAAUGUCGAUGGAAAGCAUGUUACAUCUUUCCCUUAUCGCACUGGUUUCACUCUCGAGGAUGCAACAGGGCUAACCGUAAAUGGAGACAUUGAUGUACAUUCUGUUUUCGUUGCCUCUCUGCCAACAUCACAUCCUAGCUUUGCUCCCCAAAGGCAUCUAGAGUUGUCAAAGAGAUGGCAGGCCCCUGUAGUUCCCGAUGGGCCUGUGGAGCUCUUUAUCGGCAUCCUUUCCGCAGGCAAUCAUUUCUCUGAGCGGAUGGCCGUGAGGAGAUCCUGGAUGCAGCAUGUUCUUAUUACAUCUGCAAAAGUUGUUGCUCGUUUCUUUGUGGCGCUGCAUGGGAGAAAGGAGGUGAAUGUGGAAUUGAAAAAAGAAGCAGAGUAUUUUGGGGACAUUGUACUUGUUCCUUACAUGGAUAGCUAUGAUCUUGUCGUGCUAAAAACUGUUGCCAUAUGUGAACAUGGAGCUCUUGCAUUCUCUGCAAAGUACAUAAUGAAGUGUGACGAUGAUACAUUUGUAAAACUUGGUGCGGUGAUUAAUGAAGUGAAAAAAGUACCCGAAGGUAGAAGCCUGUACAUUGGUAACAUGAAUUAUUACCACAAACCUUUACGUGGUGGGAAAUGGGCAGUCACAUACGAGGAAUGGCCAGAGGAGGACUACCCGCCCUAUGCAAAUGGACCUGGUUAUGUUCUAUCUUCUGACAUUGCACGCUUCAUUGUAGAAGAGUUUGAGAGACAUAAAUUACGGCUGUUCAAGAUGGAGGACGUGAGUGUUGGAAUGUGGGUUGAGCAUUUCAAGAAUACAACAAACCCAGUGGAUUACAGACACAGUCUGAGAUUCUGUCAGUUUGGCUGUGUUGAGAACUACUACACAGCUCAUUACCAGUCGCCGAGACAGAUGAUAUGCUUAUGGGAUAAGCUCUUAAGACAGAACAAGCCUGAGUGUUGUAACAUGAGAUGAUACUUGAGGAAACAUUCACAUUUCCUGAGAUAUAAUAUGCCGUCAAGCUUGCCGUAGAAAGCCAGGUGAAAUUAAGAAAUCAAUUUUGCAAGCGCAUCACACACAGAGAAAGAGAGCGUGGAUUUGAUUUUAUUGGUCUGCAGCUUCAAGCCUUUUGAUCUGUUGAAGAAAUGGGGACGAAAACUGGGAGUAGGGAAGAAAACAUAGAGAAUCACUUUUUUUUUUUUUUUUUUUUUUUUAAUAUGUAUAAACCCAUUUCUUAAUCUAAAUGGAAAUUUGUUACUUCUUUGGUCA
Capsella rubella is the source of this 2437-nucleotide messenger RNA. RefSeq names its product hydroxyproline O-galactosyltransferase GALT5. Bases 167 to 2143 code for a protein of 658 amino acids. NCBI's taxonomy places the organism in Eukaryota, Viridiplantae, Streptophyta, Magnoliopsida, Brassicales, Brassicaceae. The record is from RefSeq and is a predicted model, not a curated record. Gene Ontology annotation, molecular function: galactosyltransferase activity; carbohydrate binding. The transcript has 7 exons. Gene Ontology annotation, cellular component: Golgi membrane.